This is a messenger RNA of Chenopodium quinoa (quinoa), 990 nucleotides long. Its product is annotated as B3 domain-containing protein Os03g0212300-like. Gene Ontology annotation, molecular function: DNA binding. The transcript has 3 exons. Bases 9 to 833 code for a protein of 274 amino acids. Lineage: Eukaryota; Viridiplantae; Streptophyta; Magnoliopsida; Caryophyllales; Amaranthaceae. The record is from RefSeq and is a predicted model, not a curated record.
AGUGAAAAAUGGCCAGUUCAUCAACACAUUUUGACGACGAAUGCCCUAAAUUCUUCAAAGUGUUUCUCCCAAAGGAUUGCUCAAACCAAUUGCACAUUUGUUCCGAUUUCAAGACCCACCUCCAAACGGCUGUAAAAAGAAAGGCCACAAUCUUCAGGCCAGGAACAAACCAAGAAUGGAAAGUAGGUUUAGAAGAAGAAGAAGAAGAAUUCUACUUCAGAAUGGGUUGGAAAGAGUUCGUGAAAGAAAAUGACCUAAAAGUUGGAGAGUUUAUGGUAUUUACAUACCUAGGCAACUCCAACUUUAGUGUCAAACUCUACGGUACACACGGUUGCCUUAAGGAGACGGUCCAAGAAGGAGAAGCACCUGCCGAGAUCGAACUCAUGUACAAAAGAGGCAAACAGACUAGGAGACCGGGGGCUGGUCGACCACCUUCGUAUGACCCCGACGAGGAAUUAGUUAGGGUGGCCCAGGCUUAUCGGAGUGCUCACUCCGAUAUUCCUUCUUUCAUGGUCAAAAUCACUACUAGCUACCUCACCCACAACUUGGUGAAUAUACCAGUGCAGUGGGUGAAUGCCCAUAUGGAGGGAGGUGAUGUGCGAGAAAUCAAGCUACAAGGGCCGCCGCCGAGGAAAACAUGGACGGUGAAGAUGACCGUCUAUCGUCCAUCGUCCGGCUCUAAUUGUAAGCUAUCAAAGGGAUUAUCGGCAUUUUUCCUGGAUAAUUACGUCCAACUUGGAGAUAUUUGUGUGUUCGAGCUUGUGAAAAAUGCGCCUAAUACUUUGAAAGUUACAAUUUUCCGUAAGAAUGAUGUACUUGUAUUUCAAUCUUAGGUUAUGCAUGUACCUUUUUUUUUCCUAAUGAUUUUAAUCUAGCUUUUUAAUCGUCUCAUUUUAUUUUAUGUUCAUGUAAUUUGCAACUCAAUUGAAAGUAAUUAGUUCGUUAGAUUUUAUGCAUAUUGGUUUUAUUUUACCCUUGGUUACUUAGUUA